AGUAAGGCCUAUUUGUUUAUCAUACUAGAUCGAAUAAAAUUUUGAGUAAUAAUCUGGAUAAUCUUAAUGUUUUUCAGAACUUAUUAAUAUGCCUUUAGCAAAUGCAUUUGAACCAUGGCAAGUGCAGCACGCCGAAACGGAGCCUUUGGAAUUUCAAGAUCUCUAAGAAUUUUAUCUUCACAAUCUGGUGAAGGAGAUGAUGCUCAAAACUCAGAUGAGGGCCAUGGAAAUGAAGGUGAACAUGAAAUUGAACUUGGGGAGGUUAUUAGGGAUGGCCAUGACAAGGCAGAUCCUGGUCAGUUCGAACUACUCAAAGUAUUGGGAGAAGGUUCUUUCGGAAAAGUAUUUCUGGUUCGUAAAGUGGUUGGCUCUGAUGCGGGUAUGUUGUAUGCAAUGAAAGUACUUCGAAAAGCAACUCUGCGUGUAAGAGAUCGAUAUAGGACAAAAAUGGAACGAAACAUCCUAGUAGAUGUUGAGCACCCUUUCAUUGUAAAACUUCAUUAUGCUUUCCAGACAACUGGGAAAUUGUAUUUAAUAUUGGAUUUUCUCAGAGGUGGUGAUUUAUUCUCAAGACUGAAUAAAGAGGUUAUGUUUACCGAAGAAGAUGUUAAAUUUUAUUUAGCAGAAUUAGCCCUGGCUUUGCAUCAUCUCCAUACGAUAGGGAUUAUAUAUAGAGAUUUGAAGCCAGAAAAUAUACUUUUAGAUGCUGAUGGGCAUAUUGCUCUUACUGAUUUUGGUUUAUCAAAAAUGCCACUAGAAGAAGAAGAAGGAAAGACUUAUAGUUUUUGUGGAACAGUGGAAUACAUGGCUCCUGAGGUUGUUAAUAGAAAAGGACAUUCUUUUGCUGCAGAUUGGUGGUCAUUUGGAGUUCUUAUGUACGAGAUGCUUACUGGUAGUCUACCUUUUCAAGCUGGUAAUAGAAAAGAUACAAUGACACAAAUUCUUAGGGCAAAAUUAGCUAUGCCAGCUAAUCUAAGCCCAGAAGCACAAAGUUUGUUGAGAGUUCUUUUCAAAAGAAAUCCAACUAACCGAUUAGGAGCAGGACCCGGAGGUAUAGAGGAUUUUAAGAAACAUGAAUUUUUUGCUUCGAUUGACUUUGAUGCUCUACUCUCAAAAAAAGCAAGACCUCCAUUUCAACCUGCAGUGUGUGGUCCAGAAGACGCUUAUUUUGACUCUGAAUUCACCAGUAAAACUCCUAGGGAUUCACCUGGUGUACCUGCAAGUGCCAAUGCCCAUGAAUUAUUUAGGGGUUUUAGUUUUGUUGCUCCAUGCUUACUGCAAAAUGGUACUGAUGUGAAAAAAAUAUUUGAAACACCUUCCAAAUCUGUUAGAACUACAGAACGAAAUUUCUUCGAUGAUUAUACCUUGAUGGAUAUUCUAGGAUAUGGUAGUUAUAGCAUUUGUAAAUUAGCAAGACACAAUACAACAAAUCAACAGUAUGCAGUCAAGAUUAUUCAGAAAUCAAUGUGUGACUGUAGAGAAGAAGUGGAAAUUCUUCUGCGAUAUGGUCAUCAUCCAGGUAUUGUCAGUUUAAAAACAGUUUUUGAAGAUGCAGGGAAAGUAUACAUGGUGCUUCAGUUAUUACGUGGUGGAGACUUACUAGAGUACAUGAUGAAGAGACAUCAUUUGCAAGAAAUAGAAGCAGCAGCAAUAUUGAAGUCCCUUGUUAAUGCAGUUGCUUAUCUUCAUGAGAAUGGAGUGGUACAUAGAGAUCUUAAACCAACCAAUAUUCUCUUUGCCAAUGAAAAUUGCACACCUGAAAGUGUUACUAUCUGUGAUAUGGGAUUUGCGAAACAGUUGAGAGCUGGUAAUGGUUUGUUGAUGACCCCAUGUUACACAGCCAACUAUGUUGCUCCGGAAGUAUUGAAGCGCCAGGGUUAUGAUGCAGCCUGUGAUAUUUGGUCUUUAGGUGUGGUAUUAUUUAUAAUGCUUUCAGGUCGUUGCCCCUAUAGUACAGCACCCAAUGAUAGCCCUCAAAAAAUAUUAGACAGAAUAAAUACUGGUAAACUUGAUUUGCAGAGUGGUCAGUGGGCCUUAGUUUCUCAAGAGGCAAAAGCUCUAGUAGUUGAAAUGUUGCACAUAUCACCUCAAAGAAGGCCAAAUGCUACACAGAUUGCUAACCAUCCAUGGGUCAGACAACCAUGUACUAUUGGUUCACAUACAAUGAAUGUGCCAGUUCCAAAUCAGUUUGAGAACCAAGUAGUUCCUAGUGGAGAGAGUAUUCAUUUGAGAGAAACAGUUGCUGCUACUUUCAGAGCGAUAGCAAAUUCUCCUCAAGUAGUCCAUCACUUAGGCCCAGUAGCUAUGUCUGAAUUGGCAAGAAGGCGACUAAUUAAAAAACCUGUUAGGUUAUAAAUUUUUUCAUCACAUCUGGGGUUAAUAAAACUGCUGAGGAAAUUUUGUUAUCGAGAAAUUCAGGUAUGAACAAUUAGUUAUUAUUAUCAUUGUACAAACAUAUAAGUUGGAAAAAUAUUUCUCCUAUUUCAGUAUUAGUGUCUUAAGUUUCAGCUUUUGAUUGUAUGUCAAUGUGCACAAUGGAAUUUACAAUGGGCGGAAUUUGAUAAAUGUUGAACAUUGAAUAAAGCUUUGUUCAUGGAAUUGAAAAAAAUUUUAAUUUAAUUAAAACAUACCAUUACAAUUAUUUUGUCAAUUAUGAGAAUAUUAUGCGCACAAUAUCAAUAGUAACUGAUUCUAACAUAAUUUCAUACUGAACGAUCAGUAUCUCAUUUUAUCCCCUUUUUUGAGUUUAUACAUCACAUGUUUGAUUCAGAUUGCUUUUAAUAUAUUUGAAAUAUUCGGAAUUGUAUUUUUGGCUAUAAGUGAAUUUAUUUUGAUAAACAAUAGUAAAUAUUAAUUUCAGUAUAACCAUGAAAAAUUAUGAUAAUAUAAUUUAAUUCCUGGAAAUUGUGAUUUUGAGUUACUUUUCUCAUAUUUAUAAUUAUUUGAUAUCUAAUGCCAAACUAUCAAUAUUUUAAAGAAUAUAACUGUAAUAUAUUUUCAAAGAAAUAGUAGAUACUGAUCAAGUUUUUCUGUACUCUUCUAGUGAAUAUUGGAUAUGAAUAUAGAUAGAUAUAUAUUUCCUAGUUAUGCAUAUAGCAGUUGAAACUAUUUUUGACAUCUGUUAUUUAGGAAACAUUGAAAUUGUAGAAUAAAAUGUAACACAGAAUUAAAAUAUCUAUACAUAACUAUAAACUCGUCAUGAUGUUGAGAACCUUCCAGUCAUAGCACAAUAAAUGAAAAUAAUUUAUAGGAAUAACUUCAUUGAUGGAUAGAAGAAUAUAUUAGUUAUGUCCCUGGUGAUAACCACAGUUUAUAUUAAUAAAUAUCAUCUUCAACUAGAUGCCACUGAUUAUUAUGAGAAAUGUAUGACUUCUGGGGUUUAUUUAAUAUUACUUAUGUGAAUUUUUGUUCAAAAAUCAAUUCACAUUUUUUACUUCAUCAUACUGCCUAUAUAAUGAACACUUUAAUCAAUGCUAUGUUUUAGUAGCAAUCAGUACAAGUUAAAAAAAUCAUAGUGAUUUCUUCCAGAUGUUGAAAGUUCGUUGUAGAAUUAGUGAAACUGAAAAUAUUUCAACCUGUAGUAUUUUCUCUGAAAAAUUUUCAACUGAAACUAAUAAUAAGAAUAAUUCAUACUACUUGAUGAUAAUAUUUAUAUGGUUAUAUGAAACAAUUUCUAGUCAUUUCCAAUAAGGUGUUGUUUUCUAACGAAACAUAGGUUGGCCAAAAGCAAAUUUGAGAUGAGUAUUAUAUUAGUUGAUAUAGCCGAAAAUCUGUAUGACAGAUUUUUAAUUUGCGGGAUAUAUAUUUGUCCUUAACAUCAUUGCCAACUCAGUACUCAUAUGAAUCGAGUCACUAAUUAUGCAAAGAAAAUAAAACUAUAGGUCAUCUAGUUGAUAUUAAUCUAUCUGAAUAUACAAUAACUCAAUUUUUGUACUCGAACCUUCAUGUUGAAAAUUUGUUUGGUCCACCUUUGUUUUAGGUUUCUGAUCAAUUUUUUCUUGUGCUGAAUUAACUAUAAAUUUGUUAAUUUUAAUGAGAAAAUUAUUGCCUCUAACAGUUUAAAUUUCCAACUAAUUGUUUUGUUCUUCUUUAUUUUUGUCUAAUUUGUCAGAGAAUUAAAAUUGAGUCGAUGAGAAAGAAUUUCUUGAUUGAUACUGAUAUAUGUUUUGCACAAUUGUACAAAUUAAUUUUGAAUGUUAACUUCAUAAGCAAAAAAAUUAUAUGUGAAUCUUCUAAUAUUUUUUACUCGAAUUAUUUUCUUUGAUGUAUUGUUAUUAUUCAAUCUUUGUUUUCAAUAAUGUUUUUAAGGGAUGAUAGGAAAUUGGAAAUAUAAAAAAAUAAUUCGAAUCCAGAAUACUACUAACCGAAAUUUUUUUUAUGUAGAAUGGUAUAAUAAGCAUUGUUUUGCCAUAUUUUUUGUUCCUUUAUAAUAAACUAUUAGUUAUAAGCAUGUUUAUUGUCAAGAACUUAUUUAAAUAUAGCAUAUCAGUGUUCACAUGAAAUAUAAAGAGUUGCAACUAUUCAUCAAUUUGCACAGGAUGAGUUUAUUGAACAUUUGACUGUGCGGAGUUGGGUAGGUUGAAAAAUAAUCAUAUUAAUUGGAAUUUGUCUGUUAAGGCCUCAGUAAUCUAUAAACUUGAUGUAUAUUUUUAUUAUAUAAAAUGUUUAUAUUUACAUACCAUUUUUAAUGUAGUUGAAAUGAAUAAAGGUAAAUUCCCCUUGUGUUGUUGA
Molecule: messenger RNA, 4731 nt
Organism: Harmonia axyridis
Lineage: Eukaryota; Metazoa; Arthropoda; Insecta; Coleoptera; Coccinellidae
Gene: S6kII
Product: ribosomal protein S6 kinase 2 beta
Exons: 12
Coding region: 115-2355 (746 amino acids)
Biological process (GO): intracellular signal transduction; protein phosphorylation
Molecular function (GO): ribosomal protein S6 kinase activity; magnesium ion binding; ATP binding
Source: RefSeq, a predicted model, not a curated record